Globicephala melas (long-finned pilot whale) is the source of this 2346-nucleotide messenger RNA. RefSeq names its product tissue factor pathway inhibitor 2 (gene TFPI2). Lineage: Eukaryota; Metazoa; Chordata; Mammalia; Artiodactyla; Delphinidae. The record is from RefSeq and is a predicted model, not a curated record. Gene Ontology annotation, molecular function: serine-type endopeptidase inhibitor activity.
AUGAAUCAGUCUCCCCUCCAGGUUCCGCAAAGGCACGCUCCGCCCUGUCCCAGGUCAGAAGGACGCUCACCCUACAUAAAGCAGCGGCACCCACCACGCUGGAACUCAGACUGCCUCGAGGUUGGACGCUGUGCACCUUCCUCCCGCUGGCACAUUCUGGGGACGCCUCACCCCACGGGCGGCUUGAAUCCAGACACCAUGUACUCUGUUCGCCCCCUCCAGCUGGUGGUUCUGCCGCUUCUCCUGGUGGGAACUGCGCUGGGAGAUGCUCCUCAAGCGCCGCCAGGAAAUAACGCGGAGAUCUGCCUCCUACCCCCGGACGAAGGGCCCUGCCGGGCCCGGAUCCCCAGUUACUACUAUGACAGGUAUACGCAGAGCUGCCGCGAGUUCAUGUAUGGGGGCUGCGAGGGCAAUGCCAACAAUUUCGAAACUUGGGAGGCCUGCGAUGAAGCUUGCUGGAGGAUACAGAAAGUUCCCAAGAUUUGCCGGUUGGAAGUCAGUAAGAGGCAGUGUGGGGAGCCCAGAGAAGUGUAUUUCUUCAAUCUAAGUUCCAUGGCAUGUGAAAAAUUCAUAUCUGGCGGGUGUCACAGCAGUGAGAACCGGUUCCCGGAUGAAGCUACUUGUAUGGGCUUCUGUGCACCAAAGAAAGGUCCAUCAUUUUGCUAUAGUCCAAAAGAUGAGGGACUAUGCUCUGCUAAUGCAACUCGCUAUUAUUUUAAUCCAAGACACAAAGCCUGUGAGGCCUUCACCUAUACUGGCUGUGGAGGGAAUAACAAUAACUUUGUUAACGUGAAGGACUGCAAACGCAUUUGUGUAAAAGCCUUGAAAAAGGGAAAGAACAAGAAGAUGCCAAAGCUUCUCUUUGCAAGUAGAAGACUGAAAAUUAAGAAGAAGCGAUUUUAACCCUUUUUUUUUCCGUAUGUCAUCUUGUGAAUGCCUUUAUGAUUAUAUCUGAAGGAUAAUAUGGUAACACAAGUAAGCGAAUCAUUAGUGAUUUAUUCACCAGUUCUUAUGUUAUAUUUUUAAAUUUGUGUAUUUUUUAUACAUAACUAGCUGCUAUUCAAAUGCGAAUCUAUUAUUUUAAAUUUAAUGUUCAACUAUUUUUUUAUGAGGUUAAAUUCUUGCUGUGCAUAAGAUAUAAAAGCAAAUAUGACUCACCCAGUUCUUGGGGUUGCUCUCCCUGAUUUCAGAAGAUGAUAGUAACUGAAAAAUAUAAGACAAUAUAAUCAUAUUCUUUUAACACAUAGGAUUAUAAAAAGGACCAGCAAAUAUAUUUAAUUUUGCAUUUAAAAGUUAGAUUAUAUUUUGGGGCCAAGGAGACAAACUUGCAGACUUACCAACACUUCAAAAAAUGUUACAAAUGCUACUAUGUAGACACUGCUAACUUAUUUCUAUUUCUACAGUGUCAUUUAAAAGAUAAUAAAAUAAAGUAACUUUUUUGACUGAAUUAAAAAGCUAGUAAAGUAAUUACAACCAGAAAUGCACUCCUCGGGUAGGGGUGGGGGGAUUCUCUGUCUCUCUCUCUCUUCAGCUAUCCAUCCAUCCCCACUCAGCGUUAAGUUGUUAAAAUUUUUGUACUGUUCAAGGUGCUUAUUUAUACUAUACCAGAGACAAUGCAUAAAUUUAAUAAUUUAAAUUCCACUAAUAAAAUAUUCCUGAUAAAUAUGAUCAUCCCAUUUUAAACAGUUUUUUUCUUUCUCUGUAACAACAAGAUUUUUUAAAAUUCCUACAUUUUCUUGGCAAGAUUAAUGUUUAAAAGUAUGCCCCUGAUAUGGCCAAAUUAUAAGUACAUUUGCCCUUUUCUUGAGCAAUGCCUCCUUUAAAAAUCUAUCCCAAAGGUAUUGUGACAAAAAAAACCCCCAAAAUGCUAAUAUGCCGUAGUUGAUAUAUUAUUUGGAAUAACUGAAAACUGGAAACAAACCAGAUACUCAUCAAUAGGGGGUUGGUUGAAGAAAUUAUGGAUGAAAAAUCAGCAAAUUAUCUAUAUGUGGAUAUCAUCUGAUCCUCAGGAUACAUUAAAGAAAAACAGGGUCUAGAACAAUAUGAAUAAAUACACACACACACACACACACAAAUCACAGAAGAUACAAAGAUAUUAAAAAUGUUUACCUAUAAGAUGAGGUAGGAGACAAAGGAUUGGACAGGUAUGGAAGUGAAAUUUAUGUGAAUGUACCUUACUAUAAUUUUGAUCCUGGAUCAUGUAAAUAUUUUGUGUAAUUAAAAAACAAAAUUAAAUCAAAAAGAAUAAAAAGCAUUCCUUCUAAAACUGGAAACAAGACAAAACAAUUGAACCUAAAUGAAUAUCAAAUAGUGGCAUAACUACAAAAAGGGUAUAUAAUUAUUUUC